Drosophila santomea is the source of this 568-nucleotide messenger RNA. RefSeq lists its product as uncharacterized. Lineage: Eukaryota; Metazoa; Arthropoda; Insecta; Diptera; Drosophilidae. The record is from RefSeq and is a predicted model, not a curated record. Bases 246 to 539 code for a protein of 97 amino acids. The transcript has 2 exons.
AUCUAGUAACAGCUACCGAGUGUGAUGUUUGCAUUGAAGAACUAUGUCACCAAAAACAAAGAUGUAUAGCUCAUAAGUCUGAUAGCUACAUACGAAUAAGCAAUAUAUCUAAAUCAAACAAGAUGUUCUGCUCUUGUGUUUCUUGACACGCCACCAGCUACUUGCAUCCAAUGGUGUGGCAUAUAAAUGCGCCACCUGAGAGGCUUAGAGUUAUUAAGUGUUGAACCAUUUAGACAAUAUCAACUAUGAAGUACUUUGUGAUCUGUGCUCUGGCUGCCAUCCUUCUCUUCCAGUCCGCAUCGGCAUUCAAGCGGCGAGUGAUCUUUGUGGUACCAGCCCCCACAACAUCCACAACGGAAGCCACGUCCUCCUCGUCCACAACGGAAUCGUCAUCCUCCACGUCCAGCACGACCACCACAACUGUAGCUCCUACCGUGGUUUACCAGAUGGUCUACUGUUCCUGGAAGAACAACUGGUGCCGUCCUGCCUCGAACACCGUGAGGAAUUGCAAGUGGGGCAUUUGCAAGUUCAAUGGAUAAAAUUCAAUAAAAAACGUUUAGCGCUUGCU